AUGGCUUUCAACGGAUUGGUGGUUCUGGGCCUUAUGGUAGCCCUUUUUGGAAUGGCAAAGAGCCAGAGUGCAGCCGAUGUGGCAGCUUACAAGCAGAUGCAACAAGCCUGCAUCAAGGAGCUGAAUAUUCCUGCCAGUGAUGCCAACCUGCUGACCACCGACAAGGAAGUAGCGAAUCCUUCAGAGUCCGUCAAGUGCUAUCAUAGCUGCGUCUAUAAGAAACUGGGACUCCUGUCUGAUAAUGGAACUCCGAAUACCGACAAAAUCGUGAAACUAGCCCAAAUGCGAUUCAGUAGCGUUCCUGCGGACAAGUUGAAGGCACUGCUGACCAGUUGUGGCGCCACCAAAUCAGCCACAACCUGCGACUUUGUCUUCAACUACGAGGUGUGUGUGGUCAAGGGCUUAAAGGCUUAAAGGACACUCGUGCCACAGCCACACAUAGUCUGCCACUUGAAAUAAUAAACUUAGUUCACAUGUUCAACGCA
Molecule: messenger RNA, 485 nt
Organism: Drosophila bipectinata
Lineage: Eukaryota; Metazoa; Arthropoda; Insecta; Diptera; Drosophilidae
Gene: Obp56b
Product: Odorant-binding protein 56b
Biological process (GO): sensory perception of smell
Molecular function (GO): odorant binding
Source: RefSeq, a predicted model, not a curated record